CGUACGAGGCGGUGACAAUGGGAGCGGCGCGGGCGGCGCUGGGAGGCAGCUGACAGGCGUCUGCGGCUUCGCUUCAUGGCCGCCCUCUCGCCCUGCCUGGGCUCUGUGGGGAGUGGGGGAGCCCGCGGCGUCCCCGAGCCAGAGCUGGCGAGCCAAGAGGGGACCUGUGCGCGGCGCCGCUGAGGCGCAGCAUGUGAAGAAGAGACGGCUUCCAGUGCGAGGCGAGCGUCUCAGCCGGCCGGGAUGGCUACGACGGCCGAGCUCUUCGAGGAGCCUUUUGUGGCAGAUGAGUAUAUUGAACGACUUGUGUGGAGAACCCCAGGAGGAGGCUCUAGAGGGGGUCCUGAAGCUUUCGAUCCCAAAAGGUUAUUAGAAGAAUUUGUAAAUCAUAUUCAGGAACUACAGAUAAUGGAUGAAAGGAUUCAAAGGAAAGUAGAGAAACUAGAGCAACAGUGUCAGAAAGAAGCCAAGGAAUUUGCCAAGAAGGUACAAGAGCUCCAGAAAAGCAAUCAGGUUGCCUUCCAACAUUUCCAAGAACUAGAUGAGCACAUCAGCUAUGUAGCAACCAAGGUCUGUCACCUUGGAGACCAGUUGGAAGGGGUAAACACACCUAGACAGCGGGCAGUGGAAGCUCAGAAAUUGAUGAAAUACUUUAAUGAGUUUCUAGAUGGAGAAUUGAAAUCUGAUGUUUUUACAAAUUCUGAAAAGAUAAAGGAGGCAGCAGACAUCAUUCAGAAGUUGCACCUAAUUGCCCAGGAGUUACCUUUUGACAGGUUUUCAGAAGUAAAAUCCAAAAUUGCAAGUAAAUACCAUGAUUUAGAAUGCCAACUGAUUCAGGAGUUUACUAGUGCUCAAAGAAGAGGUGAAAUCUCCAGAAUGAGAGAAGUAGCAGCAGUUUUGCUUCAUUUUAAGGGUUAUUCCCACUGUGUUGAUGUUUAUAUAAAGCAGUGCCAGGAGGGUGCUUACUUGAGAAAUGAUAUAUUUGAAGAUGCAGCAAUACUCUGUCAACGGGUGAACAAACAAGUUGGAGAUAUCUUUAGUAAUCCAGAAACAGUACUGGCUAAACUUAUUCAAAAUGUAUUUGAAAUCAAACUGCAGACUUUUGUGAAAGACCAGUUAGAAGAAUGCAGGAAGUCUGAUGCAGAGCAGUAUCUCAAAAAUCUCUAUGAUUUAUAUACAAGAACCACAAAUCUUUCCAGCAAGUUGAUGGAGUUUAACUUAGGUACUGAUAAACAGACUUUCUUGUCUAAGCUUAUCAAAUCCAUUUUCAUUUCCUAUUUGGAGAACUAUAUUGAGGUGGAGACUGGAUAUUUGAAAAGCAGAAGUGCUAUGAUCCUACAGCGCUAUUAUGACUCAAAAAACCAUCAGAAGAGAUCCAUUGGCACAGGAGGUAUUCAGGAUUUGAAAGAGAAAAUUAGACAACGUACCAACUUACCACUGGGGCCAAGUAUCGAUACUCAUGGGGAAACGUUCCUAUCUCAAGAAGUGGUGGUUAAUCUUUUACAAGAAACCAAACAAGCCUUUGAAAGAUGUCAUAGGCUCUCUGAUCCUUCUGAUUUACCAAGGAAUGCCUUUAGAAUUUUUACCAUUCUUGUGGAAUUUUUAUGUAUUGAACAUAUUGAUUAUGCUUUGGAAACAGGACUUGCUGGAAUUCCCUCUUCAGAUUCUAGGAAUGCAAAUCUCUAUUUUUUGGAUGUUGUGCAACAGGCCAAUACUAUUUUUCAUCUUUUUGACAAGCAGUUUAAUGAUCACCUUAUGCCACUAAUAAGCUCUUCUCCUAAGUUAUCUGAAUGCCUUCAGAAGAAAAAAGAAAUAAUUGAACAAAUGGAGACGAAAUUGGAUAAUGGCAUUGAUAGGACAUUGAAUUGUAUGAUUGGACAGAUGAAGCAUAUCUUGACUGCAGAACAAAAGAAAACAGAUUUUAAGCCAGAGGAUGAAAACAAUGUUUUGAUUCAAUAUACUAAUGCCUGUGUUAAAGUCUGUGCUUAUGUAAGAAAGCAAGUGGAAAAGAUUAAAAAUUCCAUGGAUGGGAAGAAUGUGGAUACAGUUUUGAUGGAACUUGGAGUACGUUUUCAUCGACUUAUUUAUGAGCAUCUUCAACAAUAUUCGUACAGUUGUGGGGGUGGCAUGUUAGCAAUUUGUGAUGUAGCUGAAUAUAGGAAGUGUGCCAAAGACUUCAAGAUUCCACUGGUAUUACAGCUUUUUGAUACUCUGCAUGCACUUUGCAAUCUUCUGGUAGUUGCCCCAGAUAAUUUAAAGCAAGUCUGCUCAGGAGAACAACUUGCUAAUCUGGACAAGAACAUUCUUCACUCCUUUGUACAACUUCGUGCUGACUAUAGAUCUGCCCGCCUUGCUCGACAUUUCAGCUGAGGUUGAAUAUGCAAGGGAAACGUGUUGUACUUCAGCAGGCCUUGGUUGAUAGAAAGCACAGGAGACUUCUUAUGACACAGCCAACAUUUUAUGGAAAAAUGACUGUUUGGAGAAACAGCAGCCAUACUUACCCUUGAGAUUUUAUUUGAAAUUUGGACACUACUGGCCAUAUUUUGUUUUUUCCCCUUAAAUUGAGUUUUAAUUCUGUUCUUGAACUUACAAAUUUCAGAUUCCAAAUUUCAGAUUCUGUGAAACUACAUGUCACUGUUUUCAUCCUGGAAAAUGUUGGUGUCAGAAGACAAAUGUGAUGUUAUCAGUGUUCCAGUUGAUAAUCUUUAACACAUUCUAUUGGGAAGUUUCACCAUCCUAUUUUGCAUUAAUGGUAAAAUACAACAAAACUGCAUUUAUUAUUUACCAAUUUUUAAUGACCUUUUCAGCACUUGGUAAUUGUUAAACAAGUUAUUUUAGGUUUUCCUAUUGAACUUUUGCCUCUUUCAAAAGGUUAGUAAUUGAACAUAAUUUCUGUAGUUGGUUAAUUGGAUUUUUUCCUGAGGUAUAAUAAUAUUCCAAGAAAACUGUUACAGACUAAACUAAAAUGAUGAAAUGUUUUAUGUAGAUACUAGGUGUGGAUCAGGAUACAUCUGCUUUCUGGGUAAAAAAAAAAA
Messenger RNA from Mustela erminea (ermine), 3035 nucleotides. RefSeq names its product exocyst complex component 5 (gene EXOC5). Lineage: Eukaryota; Metazoa; Chordata; Mammalia; Carnivora; Mustelidae. Bases 244 to 2370 code for a protein of 708 amino acids. The record is from RefSeq and is a predicted model, not a curated record. Gene Ontology annotation, cellular component: cytoplasm; exocyst. Gene Ontology annotation, biological process: Golgi to plasma membrane transport; exocytosis. The transcript is spliced from 18 exons.